Molecule: messenger RNA, 2100 nt
Organism: Schistocerca serialis cubense
Lineage: Eukaryota; Metazoa; Arthropoda; Insecta; Orthoptera; Acrididae
Product: AP-4 complex accessory subunit Tepsin-like
Exons: 4
Coding region: 220-2097 (625 amino acids)
Biological process (GO): proteolysis
Cellular component (GO): trans-Golgi network membrane
Molecular function (GO): aspartic-type endopeptidase activity
Source: RefSeq, a predicted model, not a curated record
CACAUGUACCUGGACGUGCUGGAGGUGGCUGGGAAUCAGAUGAAGAUGAGAAGUCAUUGCCACAUCCACAGUUGCAGUCUGUAAACAGUGACAGUAAUUUAUCAAGUGACUCCUUGGAAAGGAUAGAGUCACAAGAAAAUAAUGAAUUUACUGUAGAAAAGCAGCUUGUAACAGAAUAUUGUAACGAAUUAGGAUCAUUAUAUUCAGUGCACAAACUCAAUGACUUAUGCAAGAGAUGGCUUCAGUGUCCGGUGGUCUUCAUUCCAUAGCAUAAAGAAUCAGCAGACGCAGGCGUUAUUGGAUGCCCUUGGACAGCUUGUCCAGGGUCAACGUGCACUGCAACACGAUGCGGCAGCCGCCGCUUCACCGCUACCGCAGCCACAACUCGCAGUUGCACCGCCUUUUAGGCACUACGACCCAGCGCAAGAGUCGUGGCCAGAAUGGUCCCGACAGUUUGGCUUUCACCUAGCCGCCUACAGAAUUCAAGGUAAUGAGCGGCAGCCAUUUUUGCUUUCUUGUGUCGGUGUGUCCACCUACCGUGUGAUAGUGAAAUUGUUUCCCCGACGCGACGUAGCAACUCUGUCCUACGAUGAGAUUUUGUCUGCUUUAGAUGCCUAUUUCAAAGAAACAGUUAAUGUGGUUGCAAAACGGUAUACGUUUUUUCGUACUAAAUGUACGGCCGGUCAAACUAAUAGGGAGUGGGUAGCAACAUUGCAAGGACUUACUAGGGACUGUGCCUUUGAAUGUGACUGUGGCCUUUCUUAUUCAGAUACAAUGGUAAGUGAUGCGAUUGCACAGAACGUUUCUGAUGUUCGCAUACGGGAACAAAUUUUGAAACUAGUUAAUCCCUCCCUUCAACAAGUGAUAGACAUAUUGGAUGGACAAGACACACUUGACUGUGCUCAGGAAUCUUUUGAAACUUCGCCAGCUGUGUGUAACAUUAACCGGCCCGCCGGGCGCGCUCGCGCUACGCGGCCCGGUCAACUGCCCUCGCGCACACCAACGCAGCUGCCGCCACGCUCUAAAGCAGGUGUGCCGCGCCAGCACACAAAUGCAGUGAAAUCAUGCCCGCGGUGUGCUACUAGACAUUCGCGUGAACAUUGCCCAUCACGCCAAGCUAUUUGCUUUUUCUGUAAUAAGAAAGGACAUGUUCAAAGUGUUUGCCAGAAAAAGCUCAGAUCAGACAAUCACAAUCAUUCCAGGCCCUUUGCUUCGCGCCGGAAUCGAACCAAGGACACUCAGGCUCGUGGACCUUCGCCCAUGGACAUUCAUGUCGUUAAUUCCACUUCGUCCAGUGACACUUUCUCUAACAGUGACUGUGUUCGUCCCACAAAAAGUGUGCGUCGACGUCGCCGGAAAUCACGUCAAUUAGCAAGUGAUGCUGUACCAGUGUAUGUUCAAAUUGCACAAAACAGUCGCUCUUGUCGUCAGCAGGACAAUAAACUUUUAGUAGAUUUGGACUUUAAUGGCAAGGUCAUACCGUUCCAGCUCGAUACCGGAGCUGCAGUUUCAUUGCUCAAUCACGACACGUACAAACAACUGGGCAAACCUCCGUUGCGUGCCGCAAAUGUUACGCUAAAAAGUUAUUCAGGACAGCCGAUCCCUGUGUUAGGACAGUGCACUCUUCUUGCAACAUAUAAAGGACAAACAAAACUUGUGUCAUUUUACGUUCUUCGUUCUUCUACUGCAGUGAACUUGUUUGGCUUAGAUUUAUUUCAGUUGUUUAACAUGUCUAUUGUAAAUCAGGUCCUAUCAGUGAAUCAGACUGUGCCUUCAGACAGUGUUGCUCGGUUAUGUGAAGAAUUUGCAGACAUUUUUGCACCGGGCCUUGGUUGCGCUAAGAACUAUGAAGCACAAUUGGAACUGAAAGUCCACGCGCAACCGAAAUUUUUCCGAGCGCGCAAUGUUCCCCACGCAUUGCGUGAUGCGGUCGCACGACCGUUAAAGGAUAUAGAAUCACAAGGUGUAAGUGAAUGUGCGCAAUGCCUCUUCCAUUUCAGCUCCGCUUCCUCGCUUACGCCGUACAGAGGUUCCGUUUCUCUGGACAACGGAAUGCGAACGCGCCUUUCGCCAGUUGAAAUCGGCGUUGCUUUCUAAUAC